Ramularia collo-cygni is the source of this 285-nucleotide messenger RNA. RefSeq lists its product as uncharacterized. The record is from RefSeq and is a predicted model, not a curated record. The transcript is spliced from 3 exons. The coding region runs from base 1 to 285 and encodes 94 amino acids. NCBI's taxonomy places the organism in Eukaryota, Fungi, Ascomycota, Dothideomycetes, Mycosphaerellales, Mycosphaerellaceae.
AUGCUGCCAUGUACAUGUAUGAAGAACGAACGGACGGACGGAAAAAGGAAGAUUAUGAUGAUGUUCGAGGACAGGGGCUUCUCGAGGAGCUCGAGAAUACCUUCAAGAUCUGCAUUUCCGCGACCGGAAGAAUUAAUUAAUCACCAUUAUGAAUUGCAAGGGAUGGAAGAAGCGAUURCUGUGUGGGAAAGGGAACGACACUUGGGAUUUGGAUGGCGAACAGCCCACACAAGACUUUCAAGUACCGACCAUUCUCUUACUCGCGCUCGUACCCUUGAGAAGUAA